AUGUACUUGCGGGCUGGAACAACAGCUUCCCUGUUUGCAACUGGCCUCACAUUUCCUGCACCACCGACGGAAACCGUCCGUGAGGUCGUCCUCCAAGGCUUCGGCCUCUCUGGGAUCAUUCCCCCACACCUAUCUAACCUCUCUUUCCUCGAAACUCUUGACCUCUCUGAUAACUUGUUCCACGGCCCAAUCCCUUCGCAUCUUGGCCGUCUCACUCUCCUCCAGAACCUCUUCCUCUACAAUAACUCCCUUGAUGGUACUAUUCCUAGCAAUCUCUCUAAUUGCUUAAACCUCCUACAAAUGCAUCUCACGUAUAACCAACUGUCUGGAAACAUACCCUCCUCGCUUAGCUUUCUCACACAACUCAAAGUUCUUGAUGUUUCCGUCAACAAUCUUUCUGGCUUUAUUCCCCCUUCCAUUGGAAAUCUCACCUCUCUCAUCUAUCUCUACCUUGCAAGAAAUAGACUUUCUGGUGAUAUUCCAGAAGAACUUGGCCGUCUCCAGAAUCUCGUCCAUCUGCAGAUCUCCCAGAACCAACUCAGUGGUGUGAUCCCUUCCUCGAUUUACAACAUCUCCUCUCUUGAGAUAUUCUCCGUGACAGGCAAUAAACUCACUGGAGAGCUUCCGGAAGACAUUGGUCUCCGGCUUCCCAACACUAUGAGAAAACUGGCCUUUACCGGCGGUCAAAAACGUCGGCAAAGACCAAGAAAACCGCCGCCAAAUCCUUUGCCUGGGGUUAGCUAA
This is a messenger RNA of Magnolia sinica, 744 nucleotides long. Its product is annotated as LRR receptor-like serine/threonine-protein kinase EFR. Gene Ontology annotation, molecular function: protein binding. Lineage: Eukaryota; Viridiplantae; Streptophyta; Magnoliopsida; Magnoliales; Magnoliaceae. The record is from RefSeq and is a predicted model, not a curated record. Bases 1 to 744 code for a protein of 247 amino acids. The transcript has a single exon.